ACUACAUUACUUUUUUUCUCUGCUAAUAAGCGGGAAAAAAACGAAGAUGCAGAAACGGCAAAGCGGUGCCGGUGCCGGUGCCGGCGGUGGCUCAGCUACUCCGGCAGCUAAAAGAGGUCGUCCAUUAGGCAGCGUAAACACUAACUCCGCCGCAGCUACGGCGGCGGCAGCCGCCGCAGCUAAUGCUGCCGACUCCGUUGCUCCGCCUUCGCUUCUCGGACCUUCGCUACAUGUUCACUAUGCAUUUGCUGAUCAGAACAAUAAAAGGAUUGUUCUGGCACUUCAAAGUGGAUUGAAGAGUGAGCUGACAUGGGCAUUAAACACUCUCACUUUGCUAUCAUUUAAGGAGAAGGAUGAAGUCCGCAAAGAUGCAACCCCUCUUGCGAAAAUUCCUGGGUUGCUUGAUGCUCUACUUCAAGUUAUAGAUGACUGGCGUGAUAUAGCCUUACCGAGGGUGCUUGUGAAGACACCACGUGUUCGGCUGUUGGGUGCAAAUUCAGCUGUUACUGGAUUUGGAAAUGAAUAUGAGGCCUUGAACUCGGAUAAUCCCCUACCGCAUCCUAGUACUGGAUCUGGAUCUUCCAACAAAGAGACAUCUGUUCUGAAGUGUGCUAACAAGCUUCGCCCUAGAGCCUGGAGUUAUGAAGAAGAUGGCCUAUUUAAUUUGGAUGAGGAGGGUCGGGCUGAGAAGCAGCUGUGUGCUGUUGCUGCUUCAAACAUUCUCCGCAACUUCUCUAACAUGCCAGAUAAUGAAGUCAUCAUGGCGCAGCAUAGGCAUUGCCUUGAAACCAUAUUUCAAUGUCUUGAAGAUUAUGUUACAGAGGAUGAGGAACUUGUCACAAAUGCCCUCGAAACUGUAGUGAAUUUGGCUCUAUUGCUGGAGCUUCAGAUCUUUAGCUCCCCAUCAAAACCUUCUUUCAUCAAAAUGACGGAGAAACGUGCAGUCCAGGCUCUCAUGGGAAUGCUGGGAUCUGCUGUUAAGGCUUGGCACUCUGGCGCUGCUGAAUUAAUUGGCCGUCUUAUAAUAAAUCCUGAAAACGAUGCUCUCCUACUUCCUUUUGCUUCACAGAUAUACAAACGUUUGGUUGAUAUAAUAAGCCUACCACCUACUGAUGCUCAAGCAGCUGCUGUAGGUGCACUAUAUAACCUUGCAGGAGUAAGUAUGGACUGUCGUUUGAAGCUGGCAAGUGAACGAUGGGCAAUUGAUCGGCUGUUAAAAGUGAUCAAGACGCCACAUCCAACACAAGAAGUUUGCAGGAAAGCAGCAACUAUUUUGGAAAACCUUGUGUUGGAGCCGCAGAACAAGCCCCAUCUACUACCAUAUGAAAAUGCUUUUGCGGAGAUGCUCUUUGGUGAUUCAAGGUACUCGGACAUUUUUGCGAGGAUAUUAUAUGAACUAACCUCACGGCCAAGCAACAAAGUUGCAUCAGCUUGUGGGAUCUGGGGCAUGUAACCCAGAUUGCUGUCUUGGGUGGAUUUCUGCUGACAUUCUGAUGUACAUAUUCGUUUAACUUUGAAUAUUUAUUAGUUAAACUUGCUUCUCUACUCAUUGAGCACUAAUCUAGCUCUUAAAUGCAAAACGUAGUUUUCAAUAGUAGUUCUUUCUCCUUAAA
Capsicum annuum is the source of this 1613-nucleotide messenger RNA. Its product is annotated as armadillo repeat-containing protein LFR. NCBI's taxonomy places the organism in Eukaryota, Viridiplantae, Streptophyta, Magnoliopsida, Solanales, Solanaceae. Gene Ontology annotation, molecular function: protein binding; nucleosome binding. Gene Ontology annotation, biological process: positive regulation of DNA-templated transcription; regulation of transcription by RNA polymerase II; chromatin remodeling. The record is from RefSeq and is a predicted model, not a curated record. Gene Ontology annotation, cellular component: nucleoplasm; SWI/SNF complex; brahma complex.